This is a messenger RNA of Aspergillus niger, 1839 nucleotides long. RefSeq lists its product as uncharacterized. The transcript is spliced from 4 exons. Lineage: Eukaryota; Fungi; Ascomycota; Eurotiomycetes; Eurotiales; Aspergillaceae. The coding region runs from base 1 to 1839 and encodes 612 amino acids. The record is from RefSeq and is a predicted model, not a curated record.
AUGAAUUCGUUUAAUCAUAUGAGGGUGUUGCCUCCCGGGUUGGCCCGGACUGAUGCCGUGGGAAACUCACCAGACUCCCAAGGGCAUGGGCCCGAUAAUUCUCCGAGCAGCAGCACCUACAACACAAUACCUAUCCCUCCUUUUCCCGAGGAAGCUACAGAGCUGAUUAGAGUAUCUAAGGAACAGUCAACUUUGUCGUUGUCCCCUGCCAAACCUGACGCUGCGAGAACAACCGGACCCCAAAAGUCGACCAGCGCUGUGGCCGGUCGCCCGACUCUCUUCUGGGUCCAUGCGAGUCCAAAAUCUAUUUCAGAUGGCACCAGGCCCGAGGACCUGAAACGUAUCCGAUCCCAUGUGAUGUCCGAGCAUAAUCGGAAGAAAAGGCUAUCUAGCACUGAAUUACAUAAACGUCGAUCAUGGAAACGUGUAGCCUCCCAACCCCCAGAGACCGAUCGCGAAUAUGCGGAGGGCCCGGUCUGGCCCAAAGCUGAACUUGCAGCUCAAGCAUCUGUGCCGCAGCGCUCGACUGACAGUCAGGGCCAGGAAGAUGAAUUAAUUUGUUCAGUAUCGUCCCCCAUACCCCGGAGCCUGGGAAUACAAUCGGCCAUAGAUCCGUUCAACACCUCUCAUACUCCUCUUACCGAUCGCAUGAUGCGACAUCUGCAGCAUUUUUUAGUUGAUCUUUCCCAAGACGGUGUGCCUUUCCAGAACCGACGGCUUGACACGAUCAAAAGGCAUUGGGGGGAAUUGAUUCAGAACAAUAAGGCCUGCCUUCAUGCAUGUAUCUGUGUUGCUUCCUCGGAUAUUGCUCUACGGACCAGUGAGCUGCCUCUCAAGAGUUCCAGCAAUAAACCAUUUAGCCCCCUGCUGCUCGACACAUUUCACCAUCGGGGAGAAACAAUCCGGCUGGUCAAUAGCGGUCUCUCAGACCCUCUCAGAGCAGCUAGUGAUGGCUUGAUUGCGUCUGUAUCCAUGUUGCUGACGAUCGAGAUUGCGACAGGUACACCCGCCUAUCUGAAGAUGCACCUAGCCGGACUACGUCAAAUGGUAGCACUGCGCAGGAGUUUCAUAGACGUUCCGUAUCCCGUACGAUAUCAGAUUUCAUGGACAGAUAUACGUGUAGCAUGCAUGGCCUAUACCAAACCAAUCUUUCCUCCGGUCCGCAAUACUCGUCCUCAAACGUACCCCAUCCUGCCUCCCACUGCUGAACUCGCCCUUCUCGCGUCGCCAUUAUUACAACUGUCACAAUUGACUGGCGCGUUGAUUGGGCCGCAACUAUCCAAGAUCAUCUUCGACCUGGUGCAGCUGACCUGGUACGCCGAGGCGAUCCGGGCCGCUGAUUACCAGAUCUACGAUGAACAGACCGAAGAUUAUUUCAAUGGCGAGGUCCUGUAUAUCGAAUACAUGCUCCUCAGCGAUCGAUAUACCGAAACCGGAAUUGUUAAGGAAGAUGCAUCGAUCGAGGGAUGCGUACGUCUCGUCUGCCUCCUCUUCCACAACAGCAGCAUUUGGGCUUUCUAUCCCGCCAAUGCCGGCAUCUUCCCACAGCCUAUCAUCGCCUUGCGCGCAGCCCUGGAAGAGACUCUGGCCACGGGAGCCUUUACCGCGCAUCCGGAUCUUCUGAUCUGGAUCCUGGUCAUGGGUGCUUGUAGUUGUAAUACUGCUCUCGCGCACGAACGCACGUUCUUUGUCCAGACCCUCGCGCGGAUGGUGCACCUGCAUGCCAUCACGUCCUGGAAGGACCUCCGCACCCGCCUCAUGCCGUUCUUCUAUCUCGAUCGAUGUUAUUUGGCUUCCUUGCAGCUUCUGUGGAAUGAGCUGCUGGUAGCGCUUGCAUAA